AUGUCUUCUUCGACUUUUUGCUUUUUAAUUGUAGCUGCUUUAAUUGCACAAAUUGUGGUUUCUGCACCUGUUGCUGAUAAGACAGUGCAAAAGAGACAUGCUGUAUAUGCACCUGCUUAUUCUUAUCCUUAUUAUUAUGCUCCGGCCGCCCCAGCAAGCUCCAGCUUCGUUUCUGGAGGUGGUGGAAGUGGAGGAGGAAUCCAAAGUGUAAUAGGUGGAGGAUAUGGCCUUCCAGGAUCUUCCUUUGUUGCUGGCGGAGGUGGAUAUGGAGGUGGUGGAAUCCAAAGUGUUAUUGGAGGAAGAUAA
Meloidogyne enterolobii is the source of this 306-nucleotide messenger RNA. Lineage: Eukaryota; Metazoa; Nematoda; Chromadorea; Rhabditida; Meloidogynidae. The record is from the annotation of a GenBank genome assembly.